Enterobius vermicularis (human pinworm) is the source of this 360-nucleotide messenger RNA. NCBI's taxonomy places the organism in Eukaryota, Metazoa, Nematoda, Chromadorea, Rhabditida, Oxyuridae. The record is from the annotation of a GenBank genome assembly.
AUGCGAGGUCGAUUUCUCUUUCUGGAAGAGUGUUAUAACUGUUUAGCCGGAGCGGAACUUACCUACCAGUGUACUAAAGAUUUUGGAAGCGUGUUAGCACAUGUAAAGUGUCAAAGUGUUCAGUUUAGGAUAAAUUGUGAGAAGUCUCCUGCUCAGAGAAAAGUUAUAUUGGCGUUUAAGCAAUCAGUAAUAAAGGAAAGCUGUCUUUUGGAGUGUUUAUCGACGGUAACGCAAGUUGAACUUAGAGGCCAGUUAAGUUUUGUAGAGGUUCCUACUCCGGUCCACAUUUCUAACAUUAUCAAUAAAGCUGAAGAGAGUAAAGUUUGGACGAUUGUACAUGUACCAUUCGCUUUGUUCUAA